CCAAUGGCUGAACAAGGCCACUAAAGGUUGCUCACUAAAGGCUGCUCACUUACAAGGAGCCCCCAAGGCUGAGCUUGGAAGCAUAAGGCACAUCAGCAGACAUCUAACAAUCUCAAAGACUAUGACUGAAAGAGACAGGAAGAGGCGGUCUACCAGGUCUACCCGUGCCUCCAAGAUGAUCACGCCACCUGCAAUAUCAAAGAUGCAAACAAUAAUGCGGAAGGAGAUGGUGAGAGAGUUCUUGGCCGAGUUCAUGAGCACGUUUGUCAUGAUGGUGUUUGGUCUAGGCUCCGUGGCCCACAUGGUUCUGGGAGAUAAAAUGGGGAGCUACCUUGGAGUCAACUUGGGUUUUGGCUUCGGAGUCACCAUGGGAGUGCACGUGGCAGGGAACAUCUCGGGGGCCCACAUGAAUGCAGCUGUUACCUUUACCAACUGUGCACUAGGCCGAAUGUCCUGGAAGAAGUUUCCUGUGUACGUGCUGGGACAGUUCCUGGGCUCCUUCCUGGCUGCUGCCACUGUCUACUGCCUUUUCUAUGGUGCCAUUAUGGAAUUCUCGGAGGGGAAGCUGACAGUGACUGGUCCCACAGCCACAGCUAACAUUUUUGCCACCUAUCUUCCUCAACACAUGACAUUGUGGAGGGGCUUCCUGGAUGAGGUGAUAUUGACAGGGAUGCUUCAGCUGUGUCUCUUGGCCAUCACGGACAAGGAGAACAACCCAGCCCUGCAGGGGACACAGGCCGUGGUGAUCGGCAUCCUUGUAGUCAUCAUUGGCGCAUCCAUGGGCAUGAACUCGGGCUAUGCCAUCAACCCAUCCCGGGACCUGCCUCCCCGCUUCUUCACCUUCAUUGCUGGCUGGGGCACACAGGUCUUCAGAAUCUGUUUUUCUCUCCCAUGGGAGCAAAAACCACCCCCACCCUUGAAAAUGCCUGAUGUAGACUGAAAGGAGGUAAGAGAUUGGGCUCCUCUCCCCUCUUCUGGGGCCAGAGCUCUUUCACAGUGAGGGAUUCCAGAGUCAGAAAGGAAAGGAAAAUCCCAGUGGUGCGGGGACAGGAAGUGGUUUCAUGGGGCUCAGAGGGACAGGUGCAGAGGGUGAGUAGGGAUAGGGCUGGGAAGGAAUCACCCUGCUUUCUGGGACAUGGAAGGCAGCAUGUCACCCAUGGCUCCUGCCUCUGCUUGUGCAAUCACUGUGCCUUUCAACAAUCACUGAGCACCUCCUGUGUGCAGGCCCUGCCUGGGCACUAGAGACGCCCCAGAGGAUAAGGCUGGAUCUCUGCCUUCAAGGAGUGUAGCUCCUAGAGGGGACAGGUAAUCACAGGAAAGGGGUGAAGCGGUAAAGAGGGGCUGCAUGUGGGGCUCAGAGGGGGUUCAGAGCCCAGCCUCAGGGGGAGGCCAUGGAUGGCUUCCCAGAGGAGACAGAGCAGAAGCGGGGGGGCACGUCCCUUCCAGGGCUAGUUGUCACAUUUUGUGGUUUGAGGGGACAGGGCAGAGGAGGUAGGGCUUUCUUCUAGAGGUGGGGCCAUGAAGAGAUGACACUGAGAAAGCCCCCCUGAGCUGCAGUGUGCAGGGGCUAGAAAAGGGGGUAUGGGGCCUGCAAAGGAGAUGGUGCCAAGAGCAUGGCAGGGUGGCUAAUGGUCAGUGCUAGGGACAGAAGGAGAGGUAGGACUGGCCUAAUACCAAGCAGGUAAUACUUGCAGGACCUGGGCUCCAGGUGGAUGAAAUGGUGGGUGAGGAUACGGCUGGGGUCAGGGCUGACUUCUGGUUUCUGGCUUGGGCCCCAGGUGCUGGAGAUGUCUCUACUGAGUGUGGAGCAUGGGAGAGGAAUUGGUUUGAGGGGGAAGAGGAUGAGUUACAUCCUGGACACAUUGAGUCUGAGUUGCCUAUGGAACUUGAGCGAGAGGUGUGGUGUGUAGUCUUGGGCAAGUCAGCCAUUCUGGGCCUCAGUUUUCUCAUUUGUAAAAUGGGUCUAAUAAUAUUACCUACCACUUGUGUUAAUGUGAGUAUUCAAUGAAAUAAAACAUGUGUGAUACUGAGAA
Molecule: messenger RNA, 2033 nt
Organism: Phacochoerus africanus (Common warthog)
Lineage: Eukaryota; Metazoa; Chordata; Mammalia; Artiodactyla; Suidae
Gene: AQP7
Product: aquaporin 7
Exons: 8
Coding region: 122-940 (272 amino acids)
Biological process (GO): glycerol transmembrane transport; water transport
Cellular component (GO): basolateral plasma membrane; plasma membrane
Molecular function (GO): water channel activity; urea transmembrane transporter activity; glycerol channel activity
Source: RefSeq, a predicted model, not a curated record